Molecule: messenger RNA, 4336 nt
Organism: Malaclemys terrapin pileata
Lineage: Eukaryota; Metazoa; Chordata; Testudines; Emydidae
Gene: CACNG7
Product: calcium voltage-gated channel auxiliary subunit gamma 7
Exons: 6
Coding region: 342-1169 (275 amino acids)
Biological process (GO): neurotransmitter receptor internalization; transmission of nerve impulse; positive regulation of synaptic transmission, glutamatergic
Cellular component (GO): AMPA glutamate receptor complex; postsynaptic density membrane
Molecular function (GO): channel regulator activity; voltage-gated calcium channel activity
Source: RefSeq, a predicted model, not a curated record
CCCUCCGCCAGGUCCCUGUCUCCCUCCCCCGCCGCAUCCCUCCGCCGGUCCCUGUUCCCUUCUGCCCCCUCCCCACACUGCUGCAUCCCUUCGCCCGGGUCUCCGGCUCCUUCCCCCGCUGCGCUCCCCCGGCUCCCCCCUGCCGCUGCUGCGGCUCCCGGAGGAGACCCCCCCCCCCGCCCAUGGCUCUCGGGGGCCCGGGGAGCCGCUGCCGGAGGGUCUGAGGCCGGCGCAGGAGCGGAGCGGCGGGGGCAGAGCAUGUGGGGGCCGCCGGCCGGCCAGCGCCCCCGGGAGUAAGGGCCAGGUCCGCGUGCUGUGUGUGGCGCCCCCCGUCCCUUAGGAUGAGUAACUGCAGCAGCCGCGCGCUGACGCUGCUCAGUAGCGUGUUCGGGGCCUGUGGGCUGCUGCUGGUUGGCAUCGCCGUCAGCACCGACUACUGGCUUUACAUGGAGGAGGGCAUCGUGCUGCAGCAGAACCAGACCACCGAGAUCAAGAUGGCGCUGCACGCCGGGCUCUGGAGGGUCUGCUUCUUCGCCGGCCGGGAGAAAGGCCGGUGCGUGGCAUCAGAGUACUUCCUGGAACCCGAGAUAAACCUGGUGACGGAAAACACGGAGAACAUCUUGAAGACAGUUCGCACGGCCACCCCUUUCCCCAUGGUCAGCCUCUUCCUUGUCUUCACGGCCUUCGUCAUCAGCAACAUCGGCCACAUCCGGCCACAGAGAACCAUCCUGGCCUUCGUCUCCGGCAUCUUUUUCAUCCUCUCUGGCCUGUCUCUCGUGGUGGGGUUAGUUCUCUACAUCUCCAGCAUCAACGACGAGGUGAUGAAUCGGCCCAGCGGGUCGGAGCAGUAUUUCCACUAUCGCUACGGCUGGUCCUUCGCCUUCGCAGCCUCCUCCUUCCUCCUCAAAGAGGGCGCCGGCGUGAUGUCCGUGUACCUGUUCACCAAGCGCUAUGCGGAGGAGGAGAUGUACCGUCCUCACCCAGCCUUCUACCGCCCGCGCCUGAGCGACUGCUCCGACUACUCGGGCCAGUUCCUGCACCCGGAGGUGUGGCACCGCGGGCGCAGCCCCUCCGACAUCUCCAGCGACGUCUCCAUCCAGAUGACCCAGAAUUACCCCCCUGCUAUCAAGUACCCUGAGCACAUGCACAUAUCCACCUCGCCCUGCUAGGCCAGUCCCCCCGACCAUCUCCCACCGGGGCCUGCCAGCUGCCCCCCACCCCAGAGACUGCGCGGAGUGGGGCCCACCCAUAGAUCACAGACGGGGUGCUACUGGACUGAAACCUCUCCUUGUCCCCCCUUUCUCGCUCCCUCUGCACCAUCCCUGGAGGCCUCCCCAAUUUGGCCAUUUUGGCAGGAUUUGUGACAGGAAGUCCCCCUGUCGGCCAUUUUGGUUGCCGUGGGAGCUUGGCAGGAUUCCUGACAGGAAGUCAUCCUGUUGGCCAUUUUGAUAGCUAUGGGAAGGUGGUGAGAUUCCUAGGAGGAAGUCACCCCGUUGGCCAUUUUGGUCACUGCAGGAUUCCCAACAGGAAGUCACCUUUUUGGCUAUUUUGGUAGCCAUGGGAACUUGGCAAGAUUGCUGACAGGAAGCAACCUGUUGGCCAUUUUGGCUGCCAUGGGCAGGUGGCAGGACUCCCAACAGGAAGUCACCCCAUCGGCCAUUUUGGUUGCCACAGGAAGGUGCCGGGAUUCCCAACAGGAAGCCACCUGUCAGCCAUUUUGUUUGUCAUCAUAGGGCCAGCUCCAGAUACUUUUUUUGUCCCCACAGGGGCCAAUUCCUAACAGGAAGUGAUCCCUCCCUGCUCCAAGCUCUUCCUCCCAGAUCCUGACAGGAAGUGGCUCCUCUGCCAUCUUUUUUGCCCCAUAAUGGCCAACCCCGGUUAGGAAACUGCCCGUCUGCUAUUCUGGUUGUCAUUGUACCAGCUCCCCUUGGUAUGGAUCCUGAGAAGAAAUGGCUCCUAAUGCCAUUUUCCUCAGUUCCAGAAUGGCCAACCCUGACAGGAAGUCACUCGUCAGCCAUUUUCCUUGUUGCCAUGCCAGUCCCUUCCCCCGCAGGUCAUGAGAGGAAAUGGUUUCUCUGCCACCUUUGCUGCCCCACAAUGGCCAACCCUGACAGGAAGUCACUCAUCAGCCAUUUUCUGUGUUGCUGCACUGGUCCCUCCCGCACUCCCCCACCCCCAGAUCCUGAGAGGAAAUGGCUCCUCCGCCAUCUUUGUUGUUUUCCAAAUGAACCAGAUGGGGGAACCGCAUCAGCAAAUGGGGACACAGAGAAGGGCCCAGGCCACUUUCUUCCCUCGGAAGCAACCCAACCCAGAGAGAUGACUCAAGGGGAGCUGAAAAUAUAGGCACCAAUGUCCGUCCGGCUAAAGCAACGGCGGCGGCUGGCUGCCAACACCUCGCCCUCAGAGACCCGCUCCCCCCUCAACCGCCAGAUGGGGGCCCCGUCUCUUUCUCUUCCCUCCAAAGAACGUUCGAAGAAGCCCUUUUCUUAGCAAGCGUGGGCCAUGUUAACCCAGUUUGAGGCCAGCUGCCCCCAUGCUCUGCAUUGAUCUUUCCUUUCUUUCUAUUUGCUUUCUUCUUCCAGUCUCGCCACCUUUUUUCUUUUCCAUUUCCUGGCUCUUUCCUUCUUCCUUUCACUGCACUCUUUCUUUUGUCCCUUUUCUCUUUUGUUUCCAUUUGCAAGUUUUCUUUGAUUCCUUCCUCUCUCUGCACUCUUUCGUCCAUUCCUUCUUUUGUUCAUUUCUCGGCACUUCUUUAUUGAUUUUCUUUAUAUGUCCAUCUACAGGUCCCUUCCCCACCCCCCUUUUGUUUUCCUCUUCCUUUCUCUACUCUCUUUUGUUCUUUCUCUGUUAGUUCCCUUCUCUUUUAGCCACCUCCGCAUGCUGGGGUGUAUCUCGGGCUGCAUUUCUUUUGCCACGGUGACUGUGUUUGUAGAUGGGGUAGGUGUCUCCAUCCAUGCAGAAACGAGGAAGGAGCAAAUAUAGCCGGAGGAGGAGAAAAAUGCCAGUGGAGAGGAGGAGGAAAGGGAAAUAGGGGAGAGGGAAACGAGAGAGUGAAGGGAAGGUGGAGAGAAGAGAAACGAGGCUGAGGGAGGUGAUGGAGGAAAGAAAAGGGGGUAGGCUAUAGAUACCUGGGCCUUCAGGGAUGGAUCAGUGCGGGGAACUGGAAUCACAGGUGGGUUUAGGCACCUCCUGCUGGCUAGGCCCUGCCAGGACCCAGGACCCUUGCUGUGGACUUGGUUGCUACUGUUCGGUCCCUGUCCCGUGUGGGUAUUUUUGUGGGCUCCUUUGACAAGGUCAUCUGUACCUGACUUUGCGUGCUUCCCCACGGCAGUGCCUCCCAGCCAGGGACCUAAAGGAGAAUCACCCUCCUCAUCUCUUGUCAUGAUGAUGGGACUAUGACAUACAGAGGAGCUGUUCUUAUGGCAUCCAGCAGAGGGUGGUAUAUGCUGGGUGGGACCCAGCUCUAGGAGGGGGAUGAGGUCUAGUGGUUAGAGCAAGGGGGCUGGGAGUCAGGACUCCUGGGUUCUAUCCCUGGCUCUGGGAGGGGAGUGAGGUCUAGUGGUCAGAGCAGGGAGAGGGCUGGGAAUCAGGACUCCUGGGUUCUCUCCCUGGGUCUGAGAGCAGAGUGGGGUCUAGUGGUUAGAGCAGGGGGCUUGGGAGCCAGGAUGCCUGGGUUCUACCUCCAGUUCUGUCAGGGGAGUGAUGUCUAUGGGAUAUAUCGGAAGUGUGUGUGGGGGCAGUUUGUGUGCCCUCAGGAAGUGGGAGACACCAUCUUUUGCCCCUGACCACUUAAAGGGCCAGAAAUCUCCUUCUUCCUCCACCCUUAGAAAUCCCACCUCCUGCUCUUGAAUGCUCCCGGGGACCAGGGGACCCCUCAGCACUUAGACCUGGCAAAGGGAGGUCGAGGAGGAAGGUCAUGGCACCCCCACCCUUGGGACCUGGUGGAAAAGAAAGGGUUAAAAAUCUAGCCACAGAAGUGGCCCCUGGGCACAGGGCAUGGUGGAGGCAGGGGUGAGGAAAGCUAACUAGCUACACCCCCCCACCCCUCCAAUCACUGUGAACGGGUGGUGGGGUGGGGGAAUCCGGCUGGCACCUGUGAUGGGAGAGUGUGUGUGUGGGGGAAAUAGGUUCUUAGCCUGCAGGGUGGGAUGGGGGGUCGGGGAGGGGAUGGGUGGAUGUGCAUACUACACUGGUAACCAAGGAGGGACCCCUUUUUAUUGUCAUAUAUUCUUCUCCCCCCCAUGCUGGGGGGGGCCCGGGGCCAACCCCCCCUUAUUUACUCUGUACCAUAUGUACAUAGAACUGAGAGACUGCAAUAAACUUUAUUUCAAACACC